Messenger RNA from Labrus mixtus (cuckoo wrasse), 960 nucleotides. It is a transcript of the gene grp, whose product is annotated as gastrin-releasing peptide. The record is from RefSeq and is a predicted model, not a curated record. Bases 356 to 796 code for a protein of 146 amino acids. The transcript is spliced from 3 exons. Lineage: Eukaryota; Metazoa; Chordata; Actinopteri; Labriformes; Labridae. Gene Ontology annotation, molecular function: neuropeptide hormone activity. Gene Ontology annotation, biological process: neuropeptide signaling pathway.
UGAGGAGCCGUGCUAAUAAUUGCAGGCUAGAAAUGAGAAUUUGUCAUCACGGUCUCCUCCUGCGGCUGGCAGCGUGCAUGUUUUAAAAAAGAGCCGCUGACGCACAUCUGUAUCAGGAGGGGGCUCUUAACUUUCACAUCAGUCACUUCUUCUAAAGGCUCCGAGAGAGGAAGUUCAACAAGUCGGCAGCAGAAGACUUUCUCUUCUACGGUAUCCGCUCAUAGGCUAAAUAUCGACGAGGGAGGGCAUGUUUUAAAAGUUAAAUAAAGCCGAUUAACUUCAAUUAAGGAUAGAUAUAACCACCUGCCUGCCUGCCUGCCGCGGUUUAUAUCUGACAUUUUCCUCUGGUGUUACCAUGGGCGGAGAGUUCAUGUGCAUUUCAUGGACCUGCAGACCAGUGUGGCCAGUGUUGAUGAUUCUGGCCACAAUCCCCUGCAUGUCGUACUGCUCAGAGAGCCAACCUGCUGCAGAUGAUGGGAACAUGUUUCCACGAGGCAACCACUGGGCUGUAGGUCAUUUGAUGGGAAAGAAAAGCACUGACAGCCUGCCUGAACUGCAGGAGACAAACGGUGACUACCUCACACUCUCAGAAGCAGCCGGGGUCACAGUGAUGGAGCGAGACCGCCAGAAUCUGCUGGAAGCUCUGAAGCCACAAAAGAACCAAAAGCCGAUGAUAGUAGACAGGCUGCUUCGACUGCGCAGCGGCUGGAGAGAAGAGGACAGAGACAAAUAUCUCAGAGAGAUGUCUCACCUGCUUCUACUGGCUUUGAAACCUCAGGACAACAAGUCCACCUGAUGAACGAACCUAAAAAAAUGUUCUCCGUUAUCACAUAUCCACACUUUAUUUUAUUCUGCUGUAAUAAUAAUACACUGUUAACCCAAUAAAUAUAUAUUUUUUGUUUUUCUGAUCAACAUAACAAGUGAAAAAGCUGAAUAAAAUGUUACAUUGAGAAAACUGCA